This is a messenger RNA of Plasmodium yoelii, 2325 nucleotides long. RefSeq names its product conserved Plasmodium protein, unknown function. The coding region runs from base 1 to 2325 and encodes 774 amino acids. The record is from RefSeq and is a predicted model, not a curated record. The transcript has a single exon. NCBI's taxonomy places the organism in Eukaryota, Apicomplexa, Aconoidasida, Haemosporida, Plasmodiidae.
AUGGAGAAUAACAGGAUGAUGGAAAAAAAUAAAAAAAAUAUUAAUGUGAUUGAUAUAUUUUUUAAAAAACAUUUUUCAUCUAUAUAUAUUAUUCGUCUUAUUUUAAAUUUAGUACUAUUAAAUAUUCUUGUGAUUUAUUUUGUUAUACAUUUUUUUUUUAAUCAAAGUACACAAAAUCGUAUGAACAGUUCAGAAAAUUUUAACAAUUUAUAUUUUUUUAAAACUGUGCAAAAAAAUGAAGAAACAUAUGGAAAUAUUAUCUAUGUAAUAAGUAUUAUAUAUAUUAUAUUAUCUUUGGCAUUUUUCAUUCUAGAAUUUUAUAUAAAAUGGAGAAAAAAUAAUAAACUAGAGUAUAUGAUAAAAAUAGAGGGCAAUAAAAUAUCAGAAAAUAAAAUAAGUAACAAAACUAGCACCCAUAAUUUGCCUGACCAAAAUAAAAAUUAUGAACAUACAUUAGAAGACUCAAAGACAAUAAAUACUAAUCAACUGAAGGAUCGAAACAAACACAAAAAUGCACACACAAAUAUUCAUAUAACAACAAACUAUAUAUUUGUAUACAUUUUGUUAAUAUUGUUAGGAAUAAGUCAAUAUAAUAUAACCGAAUAUGUUUUAUAUUUUUAUUUUAUACUAGCCAUAUGUGAGCUUAGUACUCCUCUAACAAUAUCUAUGAAAUUGAUACACUUUAUAACAAAAUAUUAUAAAAUAAAUUUUUUAAAAAGAGAAAAAAAAAGUAAUAAUUCAAAUAUAAUAAUUAAAAAAAAGGACAUAUAUUUUUUUUUUGGAUAUUUUCUCAUUUUACGUUUUUUAAAAAAAACAAACAUUUAUGAUAAAAUUAUUAUUUUCAAAAAGAGCAAGCCAGUUUAUGAGUCCAACUUAAAAAAUGAAAAUAAUAAAAUAUGGAUAAAAAACAACUAUAUAUUUUAUCAUUAUUUUAUUAUUUUCUCUUUUUUUAAAAAUUGUAUAAUACACAUCUUUCACUUUUUGAGAAAAUGGAUAUAUGAUCAUAUAAAGACAAAAGAAAAAAAGAAAAACAUGAACGAAACAGGACCCCUUCUCAGAAACAUUAAAAAUGUGAAUACUGAUGUGGACAAAAUAGAAAUAAAUUAUAAUAACAAUUUAAAAAAAAAUGCAAACAUUUCCAAUACCGUUGUAAAUAAUUUUAAUGUGUCAAAUCAAAAUCCAAAAAAAAAAAAAAAAAAUAAUAAAUGUAACAAAAAUAAUAUAACGAAAAAAAGUCUAGAAAUUGAGAAUUCUGAUGAUAUUAAAAAGGAUGACAUAAAACUUAACAGUUCAGAUAAAAUAACUAACAAUCUUUCUAUGAAAAAAAAUGAGCUUAAUAAAAUAAUAAAAAACACAAAUAAAUAUAAAGAUUAUUAUAUAAAAUAUAACAAAUAUAAUAAAACAAUUAGUGAUAUGGAAAAAGAAGAAGAAUUCGAAUUUGAGGAUGAAAAAUAUUUUGUGAAUAAAAAUUUUAGUAUGAUCGAAAAAAGACAAUUUAAUGUAAUUGAAAAUAAAAACAAUGAAAUAUAUUCAAGCGAUAUAAAUAUAUAUGAAGAAAAAUCUCAAAAAAAAAAAAAAGCAAAUAUCAACCCUAAGCAGCUAGAACUUAAACAGCUAGAACAUAACCGCCUCGAACUUAAUCACCUCGAACUUAAACAUAUUUAUGAACAAAAUAAAGAUAACUCUUUAUAUUUUUCAAACACAUCAUCUACACAAGUUAAUGAAAAAGAAACAACUGAAGUUGAUCCUAGUGAAGAAAACAUUUCAUAUAAAGAUAAAAAUGAUAUUUCCAUCAAAUCUUAUAAUAAUUAUAUGAUGAAAUAUCAAAAUAUUUCUAGAGAAUAUCAGGGACAAUGUUACAACCCUGAUCAAGAUAUUUCAUACUCAUAUAAUAAUAAGUAUAUAAAUAAAGAAGAAAAUGUCAACAAAAAAUCUUUUUCGAAAACUGAAUUUGAUAAUGUUCCAAGUUUAAAUAUAAACAAAAGCAAUACAAUUUGUACUUAUAGAUUAACAUAUAAAAUAAAAAAAACUAAUUUAGACAAAAAAUAUAUAUCUUUUGAAAAAAAUGUAAAAAAAAUUUUAUCCAAUUUUAAAAGAAGAAUGGAAAUAUCCAUAUUUUUAAACGCUAUUUAUAAAAUUGCAUUACUCCUAAAUAUUUUAAUAAUUUUUUUUGUAAUGAGUAUUAUGUUAAAUAUUAAUUUAUUUAUUUUUACUACUAAUGUAAACUCGUUUUUUUUUUAUAAAAUUAUUUCUAUUUUAAUUCAGUGUUGUUAUUUUGUUUUUUUCCAUUUAUAUGUAUACGAAUAUAAUAAUAUUAUAAAGUAA